UUACACUUUGGUAUUUUGGUAUCACCCACUGUCAUGGCUCCCUGAGCAAGUAGACAUUUAACGUUAGCUCUGUUAUGGUAACGUUAUCUAAAUCUUUGGAGAAACACAACAUUUCUUCUCUUACAGGUGCAGAAAUUGGGGUUUUAACGACUCGGGGUUGUUUUACUUAGAUAACUCAUCAUGGCGGGGAGUAGCACAGCUCAGAAAACAUGGGAGCUAUCGAACAGCAUGCAGGAAGUUCAGAGCAUAGACGAAAUUUACAAAUAUGACAAAAAGCAACAACAAGAAAUCCUCGCUGCGAAGCCAUGGACAAAGGAUCAUCACUAUUUCAAGUACUGCAAGAUCUCAGCCCUGGCCCUGUUGAAGAUGGUGAUGCAUGCCAGGUCUGGAGGAAACCUGGAGGUGAUGGGCCUCAUGCUGGGGAAGGUGGAUGGUGAAACCAUGAUCAUUAUGGACAGCUUUGCCCUGCCUGUGGAGGGCACAGAAACACGAGUCAACGCCCAGGCUGCAGCAUAUGAAUACAUGGCUGCCUACAUUGAAAAUGCCAAACAGGUUGGCCGGCUGGAGAACGCUAUUGGCUGGUACCACAGUCACCCAGGCUACGGAUGCUGGCUCUCGGGCAUAGAUGUCAGCACUCAGAUGCUCAACCAGCAGUUUCAGGAGCCUUUCGUGGCCGUUGUGAUCGACCCCACUCGGACUAUUUCUGCAGGGAAAGUCAACCUUGGCGCCUUUAGGACCUACCCAAAGGGUUACAAACCUCCUGAUGAGGGACCGUCAGAAUACCAGACAAUCCCCUUGAACAAGAUUGAAGACUUUGGUGUUCACUGUAAACAGUAUUACGCCUUGGAGGUAACUUACUUUAAGUCCUCCCUCGACAGAAAGCUUCUGGAACUCCUUUGGAACAAAUAUUGGGUCAAUACUUUAAGCUCCUCAAGUCUCCUCACGAACUCGGACUACACCACAGGCCAGGUGUUUGACCUGUCGGAGAAGCUGGAGCAGUCGGAGGCCCAGCUGGGCAGAGGCAGCUUCAUGCUCGGGUUGGACACACAUGACAGGAAGUCUGAGGACAAGCUGGCCAAAGCAACACGAGAUAGCUGCAAGACAACCAUUGAGGCAAUUCAUGGCCUGAUGUCUCAAGUCAUUAAGGACAAACUCUUCAAUCAAAUCAACACGUCUGGCAAUUAAACCUGAACUACGAGCUGAUGUGGAUUUCACCUGGAAAUCUUGUGCAUGUGUAGCACUUACUGGUUUAUGUUUAACUGCCAAGGGUAGGAUUAUCUGUGAUUUCUCUGGGGGGUGUUUUUUCAUUCAAUUUCUUCUUUUGUCCUAGAAGUAGCUAAGGAUUAUACAGUCAAGGACUUGUGCAAAAAAUAAAAUAUAAAAAAGUGCAGCUGCU
Messenger RNA from Epinephelus moara (kelp grouper), 1396 nucleotides. It is a transcript of the gene cops5, whose product is annotated as COP9 signalosome subunit 5. Bases 181 to 1185 code for a protein of 334 amino acids. The transcript has 8 exons. Gene Ontology annotation, biological process: protein deneddylation. Gene Ontology annotation, cellular component: cytoplasm; COP9 signalosome. The record is from RefSeq and is a predicted model, not a curated record. Lineage: Eukaryota; Metazoa; Chordata; Actinopteri; Perciformes; Serranidae. Gene Ontology annotation, molecular function: deNEDDylase activity; metallopeptidase activity; protein binding.